AAUAUAAUUGUUGCAGGAACCUUAAGACCGCCAGGCCUGAUAGGAGGGAGCAAACCAAAGGUAGCAACACCAGCUGUAGUUUCUAAAAUAGAACAAUAUAAGAGGGAAAAUCCUACAAUUUUCGCUUGGGAAAUUAGAGAAAGACUUAUAUCAGAAGGAGUCUGUACGAACGCCACUGCGCCCUCCGUGAGCAGCAUUAAUAGAAUAUUAAGAAAUAGGGCUGCUGAAAGGGCUGCUGCAGAGUUUGCGCGUGCCGCUGGUUAUGGACUGUACCCUCCCCAUCCCUACGCCGCUGCUGCUGCAUUUCCGUGGCAUUCGCCAUUAUGGCCCAAUGGACCCUUAGGAUUUCAACCUCCCGGUUCUACAAAUCCCUCUGUUAUAGGUGGUAGCCCUUCCUCAAGUACGUCGCCUCAUCCAGAUUCUAACCUCCUCAAUUCCCCUCCUGGAGGACUGGAUAAGGACGACUCCAGUCUGGAUAGUUCGGAACAACCCAAAUUUCGAAGAAAUAGGACUACGUUUAGUCCAGAUCAGCUAGAGGAGUUGGAGAAAGAGUUUGAGAAGAGCCAUUACCCUUGUGUGUCAACCAGGGAGAGACUAGCGUCGAAAACGUCGUUAUCUGAAGCUAGAGUUCAGGUUUGGUUUUCCAACAGACGAGCCAAGUGGCGCCGCCAUCAGCGCAUGAACCUGCUCAAACAGUCGUCGCCGGGGGGUGGCGGGGGCGGCCACAAUCCCACCGCGUCGCUCUUUGCAGGGGGGCGGCUCACCCCCUCGCCACACUACAAAGGUUCCGACCCUGGGUCGCCCCUUACCUCGCCUUUGGGGGCGGCUGGACAGCCAGUGGGCUCGCAUCAGCAUCAGCUUUUGCUGCAGAUGGGCGGAGAAAAUAGCGCAUUUAAAGCUCUUGUUCCAAACUCACUCCUUACUCACGAACACCUCCAAAAACUCCGAGCCUACGACUCCGAUUCGGACGAAGAAAUCAACGUCAACGACGAAUCGGACAUCGAAGAGGAUAGACUGAGACGGUCCUGUAGCCCUGUGGAAGUGGUAGAUACCAGUCCCAAAGAAAACCAACCCUUGCAACUAACCAUGCACGACAGAGAAUGAAAAAAUCUUAAUUUUAUUUUUUUUUGACCGACAGAAAAUCUUACGACAUUUUUUUACGUAUAGGGUCACCUUUAUUUUAUUUAAAAAGGUGUGAUAUCCUGCUAGAAUGACCUGGGCCACCCUGUACAUGUAAUCUAUUUAUUUUAAUUUAUUUAAAACAAUCUCAUUUUUUUUUGACCGAAAGAAAAUUUUACGAAAUUUUUUACGUAUAGUGUCACCUUUAUUUUUAUUAAAAAAGCGUGAUAUCCUGCUGGAUUGAGAUGGGUCACCCUGUAUAUGUAACGCCAUGGACUAAAAUGACCAAAGAAAUGGUUUUUACUGAAAAAAAAUACUUGAUAAUAUUGUAAAAUAAAUCUUGAAAUGUUCCUUAUUUUCUUUUAAUUAACUUUCAUCUAUAGUACCUGUAUGUAUGUAUGUAUCUACUUAAAAAAAAACUCUAGCAAAGUUCUUGUACAUUUUUCAUAUUUCGCUAAUUUUUGGGAGAUAAAAAUCCGUACUCAAUGUAAUAUUCCUGUACUAUAUUUAUGAUAUACCUAAGUAGCUUAAUUUUAUUUAUUUUGUUUAAAACUUUAAAUAAAUUAUUAUCGAUUUUACUGCAACAAGUUUAAAUAUUGUUGUUUGGAUUGUGUAUAAAACUGUAAAGUAAAGUAUUUUUAGGUGUAAGUAAAGAAAAAUGUUAAUAAUCAAUUAUUAAGUAAAUGUUUA
Messenger RNA from Sitophilus oryzae (rice weevil), 1809 nucleotides. RefSeq names its product paired box protein Pax-6-like. The transcript has 6 exons. Lineage: Eukaryota; Metazoa; Arthropoda; Insecta; Coleoptera; Curculionidae. The annotation marks the transcript as partial. The record is from RefSeq and is a predicted model, not a curated record. Gene Ontology annotation, molecular function: RNA polymerase II cis-regulatory region sequence-specific DNA binding; DNA-binding transcription factor activity, RNA polymerase II-specific. Gene Ontology annotation, biological process: anatomical structure development; regulation of transcription by RNA polymerase II.